This is a messenger RNA of Cololabis saira (Pacific saury), 4721 nucleotides long. RefSeq names its product tripartite motif containing 24 (gene trim24). The transcript is spliced from 20 exons. The record is from RefSeq and is a predicted model, not a curated record. Gene Ontology annotation, molecular function: protein binding; zinc ion binding. Lineage: Eukaryota; Metazoa; Chordata; Actinopteri; Beloniformes; Belonidae. The coding region runs from base 329 to 3775 and encodes 1148 amino acids.
AGUGCAUUCUGGGUGCGCCGUGGUAUGUGUUUUGAGAGGAAAAAGGAGAACAAUCGGAGGAUAAUUAUUCAAACUUUACAACAAUCUGCAUGUCUAACUCUAAAACACGCGUGGCUGUGCAUUAACACGUGUCGCAACCCAUUUCACUAGGAACCGUCACAAACGGAGAACCGUGUCCCGGGGUGUGUGUCAGACGGGCAGCUGUGGCGGCUAGCUGCUAAUUUAGCCUUCUAAACGGAAAUGAAAACAGUUUAUACCCCAGGCGUGUGAAUAAUGGUCAUAAGGGAGCUUUUAGCCCGUAGUUGUUGACAGUUGUGAGGACUGGAGGAUGGAGGAGGGCGGGCGGAGCCGGGGCGACGCCGCCGACGACGUGGUGAUCAUCGUGGAGAACGAGGCCGAGAGUCUGCCGGCCGAGGAGGAGAGGAUGAAGCUGCAAGCCUUCGGGCUCAUGGACACGUGCCCCAUGUGCAAGCUGAGCUUCCACAACAGAGAGCCCAAGCUGCUGCCCUGCCUGCACUCCUUCUGCAGGAGGUGUCUGCCCGCGCCCUUCAGGAGCGCGGAGCCGCGGAGGGAGCUGCAGGGAGCGGACGGAAACAAGCCAAUGGGUGCCAUUCGCUGCCCGGUCUGCAGACAAGAAUGCUGGGAGAUGGACAUUCUGGACAAUUUCUUUGUGAAGGACUCCGUUGAGGUGCCCAGCAGCACGAUGGAGAAAACCACCCAAGUGUGUAUGAGCUGUGAUGACAACACGGAGGCAACAGGUUACUGUGUGGAGUGUGUGGAGUUUCUGUGCGUGACGUGUAUCGAGGCGCACCAGAGGGUCAAGUUCACCAGAGACCACACCAUCCGCCAGAAGGAGGAGAUGUCUCCAGAAUCGUUGGGCAUAUCCACGCAGAGGCCCGUCUUUUGUGACGUCCACAAGCAGGAGCCGCUGAAGCUUUUUUGUGAGACGUGUGACCGGCUCACCUGCCGAGACUGUCAGCUCCUCAAGCACAAGGAUCACAAUUACCAGUUUUUGGAAGAUGCAUACAGAAACCAUAAGCAGUACCUGGAGACCAUGACACUGCAACUGCAAGAGAAAAGAAAGAACAUUGAGGACGUAUCUGGCUGUAUCAAUGCCGGGUUGCAGCAAGUUGAAGAAAAUCGCAAGGGUGUAACGAAUGAAAUAAAGAAGUCUAUUUGUAACUUGAUCAUGGAGAUCAACAGGAAGGGGAAGAUUCUGCUGAACCAGCUCGAGGCUUUGACCAAGGACCACGAGCUGGGCUUAAAAAAGCAGCAGGAUGACGUGGGCUCCCUGACCAGGCAUCUGGACCACGUCAUCAGCUUCACUAAAUGGGCCACAGCCAGCCAGAGUGGAACAGCUCUCCUGUACUGCAAGAGACUGAUCCUUUACCAGAUCCAUUACCUGAUGAGAGCGAGCUGUAACCCCUCCAUCGUUCCCCAGAGCUCUGUCCGCUUCCAGUGUCGCUCUGGUUUCUGGGCCACAAACGUAGACCUCGGUUCUUUGGUGGUGGAAAGGUGCCCGGGCCGGCCCCCUAUGACCAACCAGCAGCAGACGGGUCCCAGAGCAGAAGCUCCCCCAGGUGGUGUGUCCAUGUCGGCGCAGCAGCGGCAGAGCACGCUGGCUCAGCUCCAGAUGCAGGUUGACAAGCUUGCCAAUCAGCCUCACAGGCAGCCCCCUCCGAACCACUGGUCCUGGUACCAGAGCGUCAGACUCCCGGGACCUCCAGGCCCACCGCCCCCAACCAAGCCCAUCCAUGAGGGCUCAUCGCCCUCCCAAGGCCUCCUGGGUUUGGCGCAGCAAGGGAGAAGGUACAACCAUCCCAACCCUAGAAGCCCCACAUCAUCCAUGCUUCACAAUACGGCGUUCCCAACUGCACAGUCUCUCAGAGAUCUGAUCCAAAACUCCAGCUUCCCUCCUAAACCCAUGGAGGUGUCACAGGCUUCCCGUUACACUAACCCUUACACUGGAGGAGCAUCGGCUACGCAGACGUCGCUACACCAGAGAAACCUGGCAGAGUCCUCUUUCCUGAAGAGGAGUGAAGCUGAUGGAUCCGUCCCCUCCAUCAGCAUCUCUGUGCCCAAACCCAGUAUGGUUCCAAAUGUGUCUUUUGGAACCACAGACAGAACCAUCUCACUCGGCCACGUCACAGCUCAAGGAAGACAGGAUUCUCCGAUGGCCAAGCCUUCCUCUUCAGACAGAAGCACCGGGAUGCCUUCCUAUAAGCAAACCUCUGAACUGCCAUCAGCGCCCGUCUCCAAGCGGCGAAGACGGCAGUCCCCGGGGCCCGUCAUCGUCAUUAAAGACGAACCAGAGGACGAGGAUGAAGUUCAUUUUGUGCAGUCCAGCCGCGGCUCCAGCCUGCCGGACAGCAGCACCGGAGCUCAGUCAAAGUCCCGGCAGCAGAAGGCUUCUGCAUCGGCCACAAGCCCCGCGUCAAACUCAGAGGGCCAUCAUCCUCAGCCGCCAACGCAACCCGAGUCUGAAAAGAGGACGGGGCCGGAGGAAGACCCUAACGAGGACUGGUGCGCUGUCUGUCAGAACGGAGGAGAGCUGCUCUGCUGCGACAAAUGUCCCAAAGUUUUUCACCUCUCCUGCCACGUUCCCGCUGUGAACGAGUCCCUCAGUGGGGAGUGGUUCUGCUCUUUUUGCCGAGAUCUGGACUCCCCGGAGAUGGAGUACAACUGCGACAAAAGCGACGGCACAGUCUCAGAAAUCCUCCCACCUCUUGACAGAAGGAAGUGUGAGCGACUCCUGCUGCGCAUGUUCUGUACUGACUUCAGCGCCGACUUCCAGCAGGCUGCAACUCCGUCGGAAACGCGCCGGUACAAAGAACUAAUAAAGACCCCGAUGGAUUUGUCAGUAGUGAAGAAGAAGCUGCAGUCGAAGGACGUGGACGGUUACAGCAGUCCUGAAGGGUUUGUUGCAGAUGUCAGACUCAUAUUUUUCAACUGUGCCAAGUACUACAAGUCUACUUCGGAGGUCGGGAGUGCGGGUUUGUACCUGGAGGACUAUUUUGAGGAGCAGCUAAGGCUCAUCUAUCCAGACAAGAUCUUCCCUGGAGGAAGAGAAGAGCAGAUGAUUCCCCCUUUAGAGGAUGAGAUUGAUGAAGAAGAGGAGCAGUUAAAUGCGGCUUCCUUUGGAGAUGGUAAGUUAGAAAACUCUGCAGAGAUGGAAGUCCCUUCGGUGACAGACGACUCAGUUCCUCAAGAAGAAGCACAGGUCCAAACGGACAGAAUAAAGCCAGAAAGGGAAAAGAUGGAGACGGACGAAAAGAUGGAGACGGACGAAAAGAUGGAGACAGAGACGGACGAAAAGACUGAGACGGACGAAAAGACUGAGACGGACGAAAAGACUGAGACGGACGAAAAAACUGAGACGGACGAAAAGACUGAGACGGACGAAAAGACUGAGACGGACGAAAAGACUGAGACGGAUGAAAAAACUAAGACGGAUGAAAAGACUGAGAUGGACGAAAAGGAGACGGAAAACAUGGUUGCUGGCGUGGAGGGAGGCAGGCCUCCCAAAGAGGAGUCGCAGCAGGACGAGGCCGCUAAUGUUGAACAGCUGGAAAGCUGCCCAGCUGCUGAUAGUGACAGUAAAGACAAAGAAACUUCCAUUCCUCCUUACUCCUUAAAAGAGGAGACGCCUCAGAUUCCAGUCAAUGAGACUGCAGAACCACCUGAAACUAUGGAGCAGUCCACUCCUGCAGAUGCAGAUGCAGCUGCAGAUGCAGCUGCAGAUGCAUCUACAGAUGCAGCGGUGGAAGGAGACUGAUCAAAAGGCUGGAUAAACGAUGAUUUCAGUCUUCCAACAGAAGUGGCCCCAGUGGGGACCCACAUUUGCUGCAAUCAGAACAGUUUUGGAUCUGCAAAAGGAGAAUAGGAAUACUGAACAGACUGUUAACGGUUAAGCCGAUGAUGCACAACAAAGGAAGUAAAUAAGCUCUUCUGUGUUUUUACCUUCUGUGAUGGCGACUUGGGAAAGCGCACAAAUUAUAAUCUGUGUUUGUCAUGUUUUAAGUUAUGUUACUUUGCUUUCACUUGUACAUAAUAAUUGUAAAACGAAAGCACAAAUUAAAUAAAGGUCAAAGAUUCUGGAUCAGUAAUGCAUGCAAGAAGUCUUAUAAAUAGAAAUGUCUCUGUUUUGGGUUCAUAGAUUUUAAAUCAUGUAUUCUAGCCAUUUUGAUCAGAGACAAUUAAUUUUAUAGCUUUAGUUGUGUUUUGUUUUUAUUUAAUUUUUCUUUUCCAUCAUUAUUUAGUAUGGUUUUAUUAGGCACACAUGACCCGGAAUACUGUACAUUUGAAAGUCAUGCUGCUUGGUUGAUUAUCUCCUCAAAAGGGUUUAUCACACGGUAGCCUUGUUUUUAUCAAAAGACCUAUCGAUCUGAUUUUAUUAUGGACUGUUAUUAGAAAUCAUUCAGAAGUACAAUCACUCUCGCAUCGGUCUCUGCUUUCCCAGCUGUGUCCUCGUUUCAGAUAUUUUCAGGUCCUGCAACUUGUGAGAAAUGUAUAGAAACAUGGCAAAACAAAACAGCUUGUUGAUGGAGACUCAUAUUUGUGCUGAAGCGAGUUCAUCUAAACAUCACAGCCAUUUAUACUGAUUACCAGGCCCAUUUUAAUGCUACGUGAAACUACAGAAGACUUGUAAAUGAACAGUAGGAACAAUGCUGAGCAUGGAACAUAGCCGAUUUACAGUGUUUGUAAUAAAUAGCUCAUAAAUA